AAUUCCUCUCCUAGUUAUAUAUACAUUUAAUACAAUUCAAUCAUUCAACAGUAUUUUUUGUAGAUAUGAACAAGCUGAUUCAAAAACAUGGAAAGAUAAGGGAACCAGAAUAGUCACACAAAUGUGAAAAAAAUAAAGCUGUAUAACACAAACUGAUUUUAAGACUUAUUGUACAUCUACAGUAAUCAAGACUGAGUUGUAUUAGUGCAGAAAUACAUAGAUAGAUACAGGAAUACACAGAUAAAAAGAACAAAUUAGAAUUCAGAAGUGGACCCACAUAAAUAUGAUCAACUGAUUUUCGACAAAGAUGCAAAAACAAUUCAAUAUAGAAAGGAUAGUCUUUUCAAUAAAAUGAUGGUGUAAUAAUUAGACAACCUUAUGCAAAAAAAGAAUCUGAUAUCUAAUACAAAAAUAAGCCUUACAUUUUAUACAAAAUUUAACUCAACAUGGAUCACUAAAUGUGAAAUGUAAAACUACAAAACUUUUAGAAAAAAACAUAGGAGAGAGCUUCUUUAUCUGGGGUUAGGCAAAUUAGAUAAUCAUAUUGAAAACUCUUAAAUGACUAAAAUGGGUAAAUUUUAUUAUAUGUAAACUAUACCUCAAUAAUGUUGACAUUUUAAAAGUACACAAAGAAGGUGGCUAAAAAAUAAUCCAUAAAAAUGCAGCUGGUCUCUCAACCUUCUCACCAAGGUGACUAUCACAAUAUUACUCUGGGAGGAUAUAGGAUAUUAUUAUCUAGAGAAAUUUAAUCAGAAAAGCAACUGACUUGAGGAUAAUAAUUCAGGCAGAUGGUAUAAGAAAAUAGGACAAAGUUCCUUUUCUAGCCCCUUCCCGCUAAUUAACAACUUUUUAGUUCAUAUUAAAUUUGAAUGAACAUCUAGGUAUCACUAAAUAAUUCAGGAACACCUUGAACCUAAGAAUUAGAUCUAUAAAGCAAGGACCAGAAAAGGUCCAAACAAACUACUGCAGAGAGCCAACAGCAAAUACUAUAGCAAUGAAGCAAUGAAACUAUUAUAAUAAGGUCUUAUAAAGAAGUGUGUUUUUGAAAGUCAUCAGUAUAAAAGAAGGCUUAAAAGAAAAAGAUAAAUUUUCCAGAAUGUAGAAAAAUAAAACAUUAAGAAAAAAUAGAAAAUUAGAGAAUAAAUAAAUCCAAAGUGCUUCAACAAUUGCCCACCUCACUGCCCCUCAUCCUCCACCAUGCAUAAAGAAGUUAGUAGCUCAGAACAAUACCAGCCCUUUGCAAUUUUGGAAACUCCUCUCAGCCACUGCAAACUCGUCACAGGUAUUGUGAUUCCCCGCUUCAGCCUCCCCAAUCACGUCGUCUCCACCUCUCCUAGCUCCCUGACCAGCUUCGGUCUCACCACCUCAGGUUCCACCACCCCUCUGCACUGAGGAACAUCAAGACAAACGCGCCCCGGAACAAAGGCCAAAACUGCAACCCGGGAAAUCUGCGCCCGCACACUGUUCGGGUGCACUAACUCCUAAAAUCUCCGGAAUUUGGCCAAGCGCAGGUUUCUCUGUGAGAGGAACUAAGAUCACUUUUGAGCGGUCCACCAACCGUUUUCCCUGCUCCGAACUACAUUCCCCACAAAGAUCAGGGACAAACGGUCUUCCCAGGCAAACUUCCUCCCUUCUUCCCGAGGCUGGGGAUAGUAGGGCAGGUCCGGGAAGUAAGCCCAUCUCAAACGCAUCGUCCGAGCGGCCUUCCUUGGGAGCCAUGGCCUAAGCCUGUGCUGGGGCUCCGUGAGGCAACCGGGGCGCGGUUCGAUAAGGGACGCGAGCCUUUCGGCAGGGCAGCAACUAAGCGCUGAGAGGAAUCCUGACGACCAUCCGCCAUCUUGCCCGCCCCGGCGUUUCCCAGAGGACGCCUCGGCAUGACCGCGCUUCUCGCGGGAAUUCAGCCUCAAAGUCACGCGCUGGCGGGACCCUCAGGACUUCGCCGGCAACUACUCCUGCGCGGUGGAGGGCUCUUCUGCUUUGGGAGCUUGGAAGGCCUGAGCUCUACGCUUUUUCAAAAGAAGAACCCAGAGAAGGUCCUUUUCUACAAAUAUAAAAGCUAUGGCUCAGUUCUGGAAUCAAGAUGUGAGACCAAGAAAUUAUUUCUGAAGAAGGAAAUUUAUGAAAUAGAGUCAGCCCAGUGGGAGAUAAUGGAAAAACUUACAAAACAUGACCUUCAGUGCUCUAGUUUCAGAGAUGAUUGGGAAUGUAAUGGCCAGUUUGAGAAACAGGAUGGCUCUCAGGAGGGACAUUUCAGUCAAAUGAUAUUCACUCAUGAAGACAUGCCCACUUUCAGUCAGCAUCCAUCCUUUACAUUACAGCGAAUAAUUAAUAAUAAAGAGAAAUACUGUGCAACUAAAGAAUAUAGGAAAACUUUUAGACAUGGCUCACAAUUUACUACUCAUCAGAUAAUUCAUACCAUUGAGAAGCCCUAUGAAUGUAAAGAAUGUGGAAAGUUCUUUAGACAUCCCUCAAGACUUACUCAUCAUCAGAAAAUUCAUACUGGCAAGAAACCCUUUGAAUGUAAGGAAUGUGGAAAAACCUUUAUUUGUGGCUCAGACCUUACUCGACAUCACAGAAUUCACACUGGUGAGAAACCCUAUGAAUGUAAGGAAUGUGGAAAGGCUUUCAGUAGUGGUUCAAACUUUACUCGACAUCAGAGAAUUCACACUGGUGAGAAACCCUAUGAAUGUAAGGAAUGUGGGAAGGCCUUUAGUAGUGGUUCAAAUUUUACUCAACAUCAGAGAAUUCAUACUGGGGAGAAACCGUAUGAAUGUAAGGAGUGUGGCAAUGCCUUUAGUCAGAGCUCACAACUUAUUAAACAUCAAAGAAUCCAUACAGGUGAGAAACCUUAUGAAUGUAAAGAAUGUGAUAAGGCUUUUCGUUCUGGUUCAGACCUUACCAGACAUCAGAGAAUUCAUACUGGUGAGAAACCCUAUGAAUGUAAGAUAUGUGGGAAAGCCUAUUCUCAGAGUUCACAACUUAUUAGUCAUCAUAGAAUUCAUAAUGGUGAGAAACCAUAUGAAUAUAGGGAAUGUGGAAAGAACUUUAAUUAUGGCUCACAACUUAUUCAGCAUCAAAAUCUGUACUGGUGAUAAACUAGAAUAUAUGAAGUGUAUAGGAAGGAUUUUAAUUAUGGCUAAAAAGUAUUCAACAUCAUGGAAUUUAUCGUGUUAUUAAUUCCUCUAGAUAGAAUAAUGUGGAAACAUAUUUGUUGACUACAGCUUAUUCAGCUCAUGAAAAAUAAUGUUGGAGAAACACCAUAUACAUAGAAUACAUUUUGGAAGCUCUUUAAUAAAAGCCCAUAUUUCUCUUAACAUCA
Molecule: messenger RNA, 3319 nt
Organism: Microcebus murinus (gray mouse lemur)
Lineage: Eukaryota; Metazoa; Chordata; Mammalia; Primates; Cheirogaleidae
Source: RefSeq, a predicted model, not a curated record